Messenger RNA from Hirsutella rhossiliensis, 1332 nucleotides. RefSeq lists its product as uncharacterized. The coding region runs from base 1 to 1332 and encodes 443 amino acids. The record is from RefSeq and is a predicted model, not a curated record. The transcript is spliced from 4 exons. Lineage: Eukaryota; Fungi; Ascomycota; Sordariomycetes; Hypocreales; Ophiocordycipitaceae. Gene Ontology annotation, cellular component: mitochondrion. Gene Ontology annotation, biological process: ubiquinone biosynthetic process.
AUGUCGCGGCGUCCAGACGCGCGGGUUGACAUGUACGAGGCCUUGCCUGUUCCCUUUGGCUUGGUCCGAUACGGGGUUGCUCCAGACCACCCCGAGGUCAAAAAUUGCCAGGGCAGGUUUGAGGAGAUCGCCGCAUCCCCAAACUUCCGCUUCAUUGGCAAUGUAUCCGUCGGCCGCAGUGGACACUCAGCCGAGCACUGCACGGUGCAGCUUGAAACCCUGAUGCGCCACUACGAUUCCAUUUUGCUGGCGUACGGGGCUUCCGAGGAUCGACAGCUCGGCAUCCCCGGCGAGGCGACCCUUGGCAGCGUGUACUCGGCCCGUCAGUUUGUCGGCUGGUACAAUGGCUUCCCGGACUCGGCGGGUCUGGCGCCCGACCUCACACGUGGCGAGGAGGCUGUCAUCAUCGGGCAGGGCAACGUCGCCCUGGACCUAGCCAGAAUGCUGUUGGCAGGCGUCGACAUCCUGAGGGCGACGGACAUUACGGAACACGCCCUCGCUCAGCUUGCAAGCAGCCGAAUCAGAAGAGUACGCGUGGUUGGGAGGAGAGGGCCAAUGCAGGCUGCCUUUACCAUCAAGGAAGUCCGCGAGCUCAUGAAGCUUCCCAACGUGGCGUUUCAUCCCGUUCAACGUUCCCUCAUACCAGAUGAUGUCAGGGGUCUUCCCCGGGUGCCGAGACGGCUCAUGGAGGUUCUGAUCAAGGGGAGCCAUGCACCAUCCACCAGCACGCCCAAGUCAUGGUCUCUGGACAGCUGCCUCUCCCCGAAGCGCUUCCUGGCCCGCAAUGGCAUGCCCCCCGCGGUUGCGAGCACCGAGUUUGACGUGACCAGCCUUGCGGCACCGUUCGAUCCACAGUCGCGCGAGACUGCCACUGGAGACACCCUCACUCUGCCGUCGGACAUUGUCAUUCGCUCCGUGGGCUACAGGGCGGUUGGUCUUGCUGGCUUCGCCGAGGCCGGAAUCCGCUUCGAAGAGGGGCGGGGCGUGUUAGACCACGAUGGCCUCGGUCGACCACUGCGCGGCUUGUACUGCGCGGGCUGGAUCAAGACGGGCCCGACAGGUGUCAUCGCCACCACCAUGCACGAUGCGUUUGCGACAGGAGAUGCCGUCAUACAGGAUUGGCAGUCCGGCCGCUUCCUCGGCUCAAAUCAAGUCGGCGCGGCGGGAGGCUGGGAAGCGGUGAGGCAAGCGGUCGGGCCUAGUGCGGCCCUCUUUGUUUCCUGGGAUGAAUGGCGCAAGAUAGACUUGGCCGAGAGGGAGCGCGGGGAGAGGAAGGGCAAACAACGAGAGAAAUUUACAGGCACGGCAGACAUGUUGUCGGUUAUCAAGUGA